Messenger RNA from Aphanomyces astaci, 619 nucleotides. RefSeq lists its product as hypothetical. The record is from RefSeq and is a predicted model, not a curated record. Lineage: Eukaryota; Oomycota; Saprolegniomycetes; Saprolegniales; Verrucalvaceae. Bases 37 to 381 code for a protein of 114 amino acids. The transcript is spliced from 2 exons.
CGCGAAACCGUUGAUUUGAAUCUUCAUCUCGGGUAUAUGAGCGCACCCAACAUGACGAUCAUGGUCCACGUCCACGACAAGAUCGUGGCGGUGUGCUGCGGCUCGGGUAGCCAACGCCUGCAAUGGCUCGGACAUGUCGCGAUCGCGCGGUACGACGCGUCCAACGAGCAAGGGUGGAUGCAAUUUGGUACAACCCCUCCACCUUCCAUGCAAUGCAUGCCCUUGACAACAUGGACAUGCAGGACGACCUGUGGCGAUUCGAAAUGCCAAAGGCGACGCAUUAGCCAUGACCGACAUUGUAUGCGAAGUCCUUGUGGACAAGGAACACAUCUACGUCGACACGUCGCGGACACCUUAACGGAACUUUCAUUGCGUCCUUAGUAUGAUCAUCAUCUACUUGUUUGCCUUCGUGGGCUUCUUGGACGCGCCAUCGUUCACGAUGAGCGCCAGCACGUUUCCCACAAACUCGCGCUCGUCUUCCAUCGAUGCCGUUGGAUGUAGCCAUUCCCACACUGCCACGACAUGGAGGACGUCCGACAACUGCCACGUCGAGGAUUUCUUCUGCCAAUACACAAUUAGCACCAGGAAUUAUUAUUUGUACGAAUAAUAUAUGUCAUCG